CGCUGGUUCGUCAGCCGCUCCGUUCAAUCGUAGGAACGCUCCUGGUCGGUUCCCGGAGUGCCUUGCGGCUGUAAUGGCUGCCCCCAGUUGGCGCGGGGCUGGGCUUGUUCAAGAGGUGUUAAGGGUCUGGCAGGUGGGCCCUCAUGUCGCGAGGAAGCGGGUGAUCCCUUUUUCCUCACCCUUAAGCUUCCAACGGAGGUGCGUGUCCUGCGUUGCGGGGUCCGCUUUCUCUGGUCCCCGCUUAGCUUCGGCUUCUCGGAAUUAUGGCCAGGGCUCUGCCCUGGACCACUUCCUCGGAUUCUCUCAGCGCGACAGUUCGGUGACUUCUUGCGUCCCCGCGGUGUCCAUGCACACAGAUGAGCAGGAUCUCCUCUUGGUCCAUCACCCUGAUAUGCCUGAGAAUCCCCGGGUCCUACGAGUGGUCCUCCUGGGAGCCCCGAAUGCAGGGAAGUCAACACUCUCCAACCAGCUACUGGGCCGAAAGGUGUUCCCUGUUUCCAAGAAGGUGCAUACCACUCGCUGCCAAGCUCUGGGGGUCAUCACAGAGAAGGAGACCCAGGUGAUUCUACUUGACACACCUGGCAUUAUCAGUCCUGGUAAACAGAAGAGGCACCACCUGGAGCUCUCUUUGUUGGAAGAUCCAUGGAAGAGCAUGGAAUCUGCUGAUCUUGUUGUGGUUCUUGUGGAUGUCUCGGACAAGUGGACACGGAACCAGCUCAGCCCUCAGUUGCUCAGGUGCUUGACCAAGUUCUCCCAGAUCCCUAGUGUCCUGGUCAUGAACAAGAUAGAUUGUCUGAAGCGGAAGUCAGUUCUCCUGGAGCUCACGGCAGCCCUCACUGAAGGUGUGGUCAACGGCAAAAAGCUCGAGAUGAGGCAGGCCUUCCACUCACAGCCUGGUACCCGUUGCCCCAGCCCAGCAGUUAAGGACGCAAACACACUAUCUGUGGGAAACCCUCAGAGGAUUGGCUGGCCCCACUUCAAGGAGAUCUUCAUGUUGUCAGCCCUAAGCCAGGAGGAUGUGAAAACACUAAAGCAAUAUCUCCUGACACAGGCCCAGCCAGGGCCCUGGGAGUACCACAGUGCAGUCCUCACUAGCCAGACACCAGAAGAGAUCUGCGCCAACAUUAUCCGAGCGAAACUCCUAGAGCACCUGCCUCAGGAAGUGCCUUACAAUGUACAGCAGAAGACGGCAGUAUGGGAGGAAGGACCAGGUGGGGAGCUGGUUAUCCAACAGAAGCUUCUGGUGCCCAAAGAAUCUUAUAUGAAACUGCUGAUUGGUCCGAAGGGCCAUGUGAUCUCCCAGAUAGCACAGGAGGCAGGCCGCGACCUCAUGAACAUCUUCCUCUGUGAUGUAGACAUCCACCUCUCUGUGAAGCUCCUCAAGUGACCACCCUCUACUGAUCCUCCCAGGACAUUCCAGCUCAAGCUGCUGGCAGGAACUGACCAGAUCUGUCCUUGGCUGGGGACCCUCCAGGGACUGGUGAGAGACAUGAACACUGACUGGCUGCUAGCUGCCCUGGCCCUGCUGAGUCUGUACAGUCCCUGCCCAGCUGUGUCUCCUGUUGGAAAAAGGAACUGGCCUUAGCUCAGUUUCCAGGUGGUUCCUCUGCCUGGGACCACAGCUACAAAGGUGUAGCUAAGAAGAUGGCUCAUUGGUGGGAGCAAUAUCACCCUACCUCCAGCUAGCUAUGGGCCCAGUUUCUCCCUGAGUCGCUGUUGCUGGUAGGGAGAUUUUCUCUUCCCGCCCUCACUUCCUUCACCUUGUACUUGGAUAAGAACUCGUGUCUCCUGAAUGAGGUAGCGCCUCCCAUCUGCUCCCCAAUUCUUGAUCUCUCCCACCCCAUCCCUCUCCCCAGUCUUGGAUACUAAUAAAAGACAGGCAUUCUGGUUCUCAUCUUUA
Messenger RNA from Chlorocebus sabaeus (green monkey), 1900 nucleotides. RefSeq names its product Era like 12S mitochondrial rRNA chaperone 1 (gene ERAL1). Gene Ontology annotation, cellular component: mitochondrial matrix. NCBI's taxonomy places the organism in Eukaryota, Metazoa, Chordata, Mammalia, Primates, Cercopithecidae. The record is from RefSeq and is a predicted model, not a curated record. Gene Ontology annotation, biological process: ribosomal small subunit assembly. Gene Ontology annotation, molecular function: rRNA binding; GTP binding; ribosomal small subunit binding.